UCUCGUAUCUCCUCCUCUUUUCCUGUUUUUGUGUAGAUGCGCACUCCUAAUUCUCGCAAAGCCUGGUUUUCUUUUCCCUUAAACAAAUACAUUGUGGAUCCCGGACGCAGGCGAUUUUAGGUUGCUUGGGCAAAGGUUUCCCCUUGAUCUUCUAGAAAGGCCUUACCUUUUCUUUUGUUUGGAUGAAUGUUUUUGAAUGUUUUUUUUCCCUUUUCCUUUUGGGAAUGAUGAUUUAUAAGAAAUUUUGACUGAAAAUUUUGCGCCUGAGUAUGGGAGACUUGGCGAGUUGAGCAGUUUCAAAUUGAUGGAUGUCAAUGGGGAUCUGAAAUUCAAAUGAUUAAUUGUAUGGUAAUGGAGGCGCAUUUCGAAAAUGUGGAAAUUGUUUCUCUUGUGGACACUUUCAUAGACCUACAAGAUCUGAUUUUUGAGCAAGCGUCACUGUGCACAAGAUCAAGGAUAGUAGUCUAGAUGUCAGAUGUAGCCAAGGACCUCACUGCUGGAACUGUUGGAGGAGCUGCGCAGCUAAUCGUUGGUCAUCCUUUUGACACCAUCAAGGUUAAGCUCCAAAGCCAGCCAACGCCACUCCCUGGCCAACCCCCCAAAUAUUCCGGUGCCAUGGAUGCAGUCAGGCAAACAUUAGCUGCUGAAGGGCCAAGAGGGCUAUAUAAAGGGAUGGGUGCUCCACUUGCAACUGUUGCAGCAUUUAAUGCUGUUUUGUUUACUGUGAGGGGACAAAUGGAGGCAUUAUUGAGGUCACAACCUGGUGCUCCCCUAACGGUGAAUCAGCAAGUAAUAGCUGGUGCCGGUGCUGGCGUAGCAGUUUCCUUUUUAGCAUGUCCUACAGAAUUGAUCAAGUGCAGGUUGCAAGCUCAGAGUGCUUUAGCAGACUCAGCUGCAGCAAAGUAUGGAGGGCCAAUUGAUGUCGCAAAGCAUGUUGUUCGCGAAGCCGGUGUCAGAGGCCUGUUCAAAGGCUUGGUUCCAACCAUGGCACGAGAAGUUCCCGGAAAUGCAGCCAUGUUCGGUGUCUACGAAGCCCUCAAGCAGUACUUUGCAGGCAGUCAAGACACUUCAGGACUGGGAAGAGGUUCCUUGAUUGUCGCCGGAGGUCUAGCCGGUGCAUCCUUCUGGCUAUCAGUCUACCCGACCGAUGUCAUCAAGAGUGUGAUUCAGGUCGACGACUACAAGAAGCCAAAAUACACUGGAUCAAUCGACGCCUUCAGGAAAAUUCUGGCUUCCGAGGGAGUCAAGGGGCUAUACAAAGGUUUCGGACCGGCCAUGGCUCGCAGUGUUCCUGCUAACGCAGCAUGUUUCCUCGCAUACGAACUAACCAGAUCCAGCCUCGGAUAAUCACUUCAACAGGCACCUCUCGAGCCUUCAUUCAUCUCGAAAUAUUGUUAUUUGCUUCUUCAUUGAAGAAUUCUCUUCUGAAAUCUUGUUAUUGUUGCAAAAUGGUUAUUAUGUUCUCUAACUGUUUACUUAUUCUCUCUAAUCA
Messenger RNA from Zingiber officinale, 1492 nucleotides. Its product is annotated as mitochondrial carnitine/acylcarnitine carrier-like protein. Gene Ontology annotation, molecular function: L-ornithine transmembrane transporter activity. The coding region runs from base 469 to 1347 and encodes 292 amino acids. The transcript is spliced from 3 exons. Gene Ontology annotation, biological process: mitochondrial L-ornithine transmembrane transport. The record is from RefSeq and is a predicted model, not a curated record. Lineage: Eukaryota; Viridiplantae; Streptophyta; Magnoliopsida; Zingiberales; Zingiberaceae.